Messenger RNA from Drosophila eugracilis, 6233 nucleotides. Its product is annotated as autophagy-related protein 2 homolog A. Gene Ontology annotation, cellular component: extrinsic component of membrane; phagophore assembly site. Gene Ontology annotation, biological process: autophagy of mitochondrion; reticulophagy; autophagosome assembly. Lineage: Eukaryota; Metazoa; Arthropoda; Insecta; Diptera; Drosophilidae. The record is from RefSeq and is a predicted model, not a curated record. Gene Ontology annotation, molecular function: phosphatidylinositol-3-phosphate binding. The coding region runs from base 269 to 5968 and encodes 1899 amino acids. The transcript is spliced from 2 exons.
UAGCCACAGCAACAAAAAGAAGAAGAACAAGGGCCAACUUGAUGGUCACUCGCAACUGCGCUUUAUUAAUUCAUUAUUUUCCAAAAUAAUGCACGUAUAUACCCACCCAAAGCUGCCCUGCACCCCCGCCAAUAAUAAAAUAAAACAAUAACAAAGGUCUGUUAUUGUUGUUGCUGCUGCUGCGCUGGAAAAAUAACACAAAAUUUAAAACGCACAAAGGCAAACGCGAAAACGUGGAAAAUUCGGUUCGGGGAAAAUCCCAGGCAAGAUGUCGUGGUUUAAUCCCUGGGAUGGCCUCAAAACUAAAAUGUGUCGCUACCUGCUGCAGCGAUAUUUGGGACAGUUUUUCGAGAAUAACUUGAACUUAGAGCAGCUGAAAGUAGAUCUAUAUAAUGGCAAAGCGGUGGUGGAGGAUAUAUUUCUGAAGGUCAACGCCUUCAAUGAUCUCUUUGAAGACCAGGGCUGGGCCUUUGAGGUGGUUUCGGGCCACAUUGGACGACUGACAGUGGUGGUACCAUGGAAUGCUCUAAUGACUAAUGACAGCAGCCUAGAGAUCCAUAAUCUAACAAUCACUUUAAGGCCAGUUACUCGCUUUCAGAGCGGCACCACCAUGCUGGAGUCCAUGUGGUCUUCGGUGAGCAGUUCCAUGCAAAUGGCUGAAGAGUGCAUGAAGCAGGUGGACGACGAUGUGCCCUUCCUGAACCACAAUAAUGCCUUGAUUGGGCUGGAGAAGUUCGCAGAAACCAUCGAAACCAUACUCAAUCGUAUAAGAGCCAAAUUGACGAAUACUACAUUAAACAUAGAGUACCUGCUGCCCAGAUCGGAUAGAAAGCUGGUGCUUUCCUUCCAGGCCAGUCACGUAGAGUACAAGAACAAGACGGGUUACGAGAUGCCCAUGUCGACUUCCCAAAACACUGAAACUGAAGAGGACCCCAACAAUAGCUUUAAUGCUUUGCCUAUGAUAGCCAAACAUAAUUUGGUGAUAGAAGGGCUCAGUUUGCACACCUCCGAGGUGCUUGAUGUGAUGGAUCACCAGUUUGGACCCACUCCUUACGAACAGCUCUGCAAGAUUGUAGAGCUGAAGGGCGCCCAGAACAUUCAAAUCAACAUCAAGCAGACAGAGAACAUCGUGGGUCCUAAAGUCAGUCUGGAACUUAGUCUAGAUGACAUAUACUUCAUGGUUACGCCGCGGCAAAUUCACUUGCUUGUCGAGCUUUCCAAAGGCUUCAAUAGCGGUGGCCAGCAGGAGCGACCUAAAAAGGGCAGAAGCUUGAAGUCGGCUCCCCCCAGUGAAUAUCAGAUGCAAAAUCAGCAACAGCCCACCAGAAUGACGGGAAUUCUGGGACAGAAUGCAGAUUGGUGUACUGGAAUGUCAGAUGCCGAUCCCUCCGAAUAUUCCGGCUAUGGAAAUCCCCCCAGAAGCGGUUACACACGGAGUCGAAAAAUGAGUGAGUCCACAAACAGCAUGUUAACAUCAUGCACAAACACCCUCCAGCAGGAAUUGGGCUACACAGAGAAGUCUGGCGAGAUCCUCAAGUUUAAGGUGCAGAUUUCAAAGAUCUACGGGGUGGCUCUGCACCAGGAUAUUCUCAUUCAAAACACGGCCAACAUCGAUAGCGUCAGCACUGUUUUUGAUCACGCAAGUUACCUUCGCUACUCGGACACUGCCAGUGGUUUCUUUUUGAGCACCCUCCUCGAUAAUCACAUGCCGCUGCAGAAGCAGCAGUACCUUCUGCUGCGAGCAGCCCCAAUCAUCGUUAGUGGUAGCCAACAGCGCUACUUCCAGGAGCUUACAUCUAGAACUACACUAUCAGCCACGGCUGUAGAUCUCUGCGAGGUCUUGGACAAUUCUAUGGAGCAUCUGCUGCUGUUUGAUCGCCAGCGAAACUGCCCGGAUGGCUAUCACAUCAGACCGGAGAUUGUAGUCACCCAGAGCUCCUCAUUUAUGUUCAAGCAAAGCCACAAUCGUUGCACCAACAAAAUCGAGUGCAGUUUGGAUGAAUGUACAGCAGAGUUGGAUAUAUCUAUAUACGAUCGCUUAGGAGCACUCUUUGGCUGUUCCCCGUUUUCGAGAGAUUCAGCUCUGUCAAAUCCCUAUUCGGAUGAUCCUAGCCAAACAGAGUUCAGUGUGAAGUGCGAAAAUCUGCGGCUUCACUUGCGUUUUCCAGUUGUGGAUGGCAGAGCCGCUAAUGAUCCGCAGAAGAUUCCUUGGUGGCAGAAGAAUGUGCGGCGAGACUUUUUGGCUUUGGAGUUUCGUGCCUUGGUAGUCAGUUCGAAGUCCCAGAUCAGCAUCGUUUCGGAUGAAUUGGAUGCUUAUUACUGUGAUGCCGAAAAGGAGACAGCGGUACAUCUCUUAAAAUGCCAGCAGAGAAUGCAGCCGAAUAAAAAGAUUCAAAUAGACAUACUCCAGCUGAAGGAUACUGGUGAUCAACAAAAAAAACCACCAAGGAAAUCCCCCUUCAGCUCAAAAUGUACCUUUGGCUAUACUUCCCAUGUGGAGGAUGGCGGUCUGGACAAAACGGAUUCACUUUUGCCUGGUGAAACGGAGGAAAUCAAUGAAUUCUGCGAUAGUUGUACCCAAUCGUCUAAGCUGAAGGUAUUUGUUUUUAUCCCUCUCGUUAAGGUUGUGUUGGAUUCCAAGAGUAUGUAUGAACUUAUAUAUAAUCGACUUAAUGGAGAUCUGUUCAUGUGGGAGCCACGAUCUCCGCAUUAUGACAGCAAUCUGGAGGAGGAAGCCAGAGAGUCAAAGAACCUAGAUGCUGAGCCCCAGCUGGAGGAGUUUAGGAGGAACCUGCUUCUAAGUACCAGUGCCAUGGAGAGCAGCAUCUACUUCUCCAUGGCGGAACCUACGGUUUCUGCUGCACCUGCGCCGCCUAUUCGAAAUGAAGCCUUCUCGUUUGAGUUGUUCGUGGAGCAGGGAUCCUUGAUUCUGUUCUCCCAUUUUCUCGAUCCCGAGACUCAUCAGCGCUCUGAGGAGUGCGGCAAGUUCCAGGUAAACGUCAAGGAGCUGCGAUUGUUUACAGUGAAUGGAUUGGAUAACGAUGCAAAUCGGAGUUUCUUUUGCAUCCAGUUGGGCGAGAUUGAGGCAUUGCACUGUGGAAACACUCUCCAGGACUUGGUGCUAGCAUGGAGUGAUCUACCGGAUAACAACUUGCUCCCCACCAUCUAUAAUUUUCCAAAUGCCCACCAGCCGGACAGGAAAAGAGCCGAAGUUUUAUCCCUGGUGGCUGAGAUCAAGAAGCAACCGGAGCAGCGCAUUAAAAGAAUGAAGAUGUCCUUUGGGAUAAGUGGCGCCAUCCUGCAGCAUCACUCCUGCCACUCAGAGCACAGUUGGUUAAAUCAACUGAUCGACUUCAUGGACGUUGCUGAUUUUCCCAUCGAAGAAUACGAACCCUUCGCUCUGGUCUCGGAAUUGCAGUUGCAUGUGUGGAACGCUGGCAUUGAUUAUCGGCCGAAAUACUUUCCUCAAAGGGCUUUCCUGGAUCUGGGUUACUGUACCUUGAGCAGCAACAUCAUAUCAUCCAUGAGCGGCUGCACCUUGCGACUCCUCGCUGAGGACUGUGUACUCCAACUGGGUUUGGUUAAUGAACCUAAUGACUCAUUGAUCCCUGUCUUGAAUCUUGGACUACUGAACAUAUCUUUUAGGUUGAACGCUGAAGGUAGUGGACAACCGCGAGUCGACCUGCGUUCCUCCAUCCAUGAUAUGCACCUAAAAACAUGCUAUGAUUCUGCAGCUGCCCUGGCCCAACUGAUAGCUUAUGUCGCCAACGACAGGGAUUUGUGCCCGCCAGACGAGCCCAUCUUAAAUGAGGAAACCAAACCAGUAGAUCCGAAACCCAAUGAAGAUCAGGAGAUCAAUGAUCACACACAGAACCAUGUAAACAAGCUGAUGGCCGAUGCUGUGAUGGAUGUGAAGUGCUCACCCAAAAUAUCCACCAAAUCUCCUGGGGGCAGGGAGGAGGGCAUUGAGAUCUUCUACUUUCCUGACGAGCCAAAGGAGAAGAGAAAAUCCACACCCGCUAAGCCCCAAAGCACACCGCUGAUGGUGGAGAGUCCCUCGAUCAUUGGUGACAUUCUAGACUUUGAGUCGAAUGUAAUCCUGCAGUCCUACUACCACCAGAGUCAAGUGCAGCCGCAAACAUCUUUGGGCUCCCAAGUGCAGCAGGAGCUCGGAUCCCUGGGAAACGCCUCACUGGAAGAGCGUGAUUUCGACAUCAUCCACGACGAAGAGAUCUCGCGCAUGGACAAGUUUGGUAUCAAGCAGAUCUAUAUAUCGGAGGACCCCCUCCAGAUUGUGGACAACCACUUCGAAUUGCCCCACGAGAAGGUGGAUCUUUUAAGGCCUCCAGCUAGUUUCCCAGUGGCCGAGAGCAGUUACACCCUUUGCGAGAUGACUUUCACUUGGCACCUUUAUGGCGGUCUGGAUUUCCCCGAUGAACCACUCAAGAAAUCCUCUUCAUCUGCUUCCAGUGGCUUUGGUAUGUCCGAUACAUACAAGUACGGAGUAUCUCAAGCUCAGGAACAGGAUAAAAAAGGUUCCAAGAAGAGUCUGUCAAAGCAACCUAAAGGUUCAAAGCGCAAUUUGGAGGUUCUUGUGGAGAUUCAACUUUCCAAGAUCCGAUUCUCCUACGAGACCUAUCCGUUGACCUCCAUGUACUCAUCCCGCCAGGUGCUUCUCGUGUCGGAAAUUGAAAUUAGAGACAGGCUGCGCUCCUCGGACAUCAACAAAUUCCUGUAUCAUCCAACCGGCAACAAUUUAUCCCACAAACCGGAUGAGAACAUGGUGAUAGUUAAGGCCCUGAAUGUGCGUCCAAAUCCGCAGAAGAGCUCCGCGGAGGAGUGCUCCCUAAGGGUAUCCAUUCUGCCCAUAAAACUGAACAUUGACCAGGAUACCCUACUCUUUCUAGAGGAUUUCUUUUCUGGUAUGUUCCGUAACUCCGCCAGUGCUUCUAGUGGCAGUAAAACAGAGAGCAGUGGCUCCUCUGCGACAGAUAUGCCGGUGAUGUCGGUAAGCAAAAUGCCGGAAGAUUUAUCUGAUGAACUGCCCGAUUCUGAAGUCAAGGAGAUGGUGGAAAGAAAUCUGAAUGUGCUGAUUGAAGAGAACAGCUUGGAGGUUGAGGUGGAGGAGGAUUCCGCCACAGCACCACCUGUGUUCUUCCGAGAAGUGAUUUUCAGUCCAGCGCUACCCAUUUGUUUUGACUACCAUGGAAGGCGGAUUGAGCUCUCCCGAGGACCUGUCACCGGCUUAAUUAUGGGCCUCGCCCAGCUCCAAGGAUCCGGAAUUAAUUUAAGAGAAAUCGUUAACCGUAGAGGCAUACUGGGCUGGAACAAACUUUGCGAGUUUCUAGCGAAGGAGUGGCUUAAGGACAUCAAGAGGAACCAACUGCCCAAUAUUCUUAGCGGCAUUGGACCAACAAAUGCGGUGUUGCAACUUUUCCAAGGUGUUUACGAUCUUUUCCGGCUGCCAAUUGAGCAGUACAACAAGGAUGGCCGGAUCAUCAGAGGAUUCCAGCUGGGAGCCCAGAGUUUCACGGCGCGCACAGCAUUGGCUGCUUUGGAGAUCACCUCCAGGAUUAUUCAUCUGCUACAAUUUACUGCAGAGACUACUUUCGACAUGUUAUCCGCAGGUCCGUCGAUGAAGAAGAGGAAGGGCGGCAGGCAGGGCAAGAGGAGGCGACAAGGACGACCCAAGGAUCUGCGCGAAGGCGUGGCCAACGCCUAUACUAUAGUAAGAGAGGGCAUCAACGAAUCGGCCAACACCCUCAUAGAAGCGGCCAUCACGGAGCACGAUCAGAAGGGCUACAGUGGAGCAGUGGGCGCUGUGGUGCGCCAAAUUCCGCAGCUCGUUGUUUGCCCGGCGGUGCUGGCCACCCAAGCCACCACUAAUAUUCUGGGAGGCGCUAAGAGCUCGCUGGUUCCGGAGGCAAAACUGGAGGCGCGCGACAAGUGGAAGCAGGAGAUCCACUAAGGCAAUAGCUCCUCCAGAUCGGAUAGGUUUAAAGUAGAUUUAGUUCACGGGGCUUACGACAUAACGUAAUUUUUUCUAUUGUUUUACUAACAAUAAAUAAUGUACAUAAAAGGAGAAAAUGCACAAGGCAAGGGAGACGAGGAAUUGGAAUCCCGAAUGAUUCCAGAAUGGGUGUGAUUAAACUUAUCCUUUUUAGCCAUAUUUCAGUACAUCAAAGUUAUAUUUUUUAUUAUUUUACCUAAAUAAAAAUGUAUAUAAAAACAAA